AUGAGCCCAACGCAAUACGUCGUCAAGGAGACCAUCAAGCUCAACGCCGACGGGACGAACUACCCCGAAUGGUCCGACCAUGUCGAACAGAAGAUCUGCCAGCAAAAGCUCCGCAAGUACUUGACGUCGAGCACCCGAUUCCAUCCACCGCGACAACCUCAAGAAGCCAACGAGAAGACCACCAUCGUCAACAAGAUGCUGCUCCGCCGCGAGCUCUCGACUCUAACAUGGAAACCCAAUGAAACGUACGCCACGUUCGUCCACCGAUUCCAAGAGUGCGUCCGUAAGAUGUUUGAAGCUGGCGACAUGACCCCCGAGGCCGACCGCAUCGUCGAGUUCCUCUACUUACUACCAUCGAGUUUUGAAGCCAAGGUCGACUCGAUCCUCGAGCACAUUGCCAAGAAUGACCCCGAAUACUGCUCCUUGAUCGCCGUGAUCAAGUCCGUUGAAAUUGUUGCCGAUCGGAUCGCCCACACUUCGAAGACCAACGCCAGCGCGUCCAAGGUUCGUGGCACCGACGAAGCCUAUCACACGGAGGCUGGUGACAAAUUCUGCACGUACUGCGAAUGGAAAGGCCACGACCUCAGCGAGUGCCGCAACAAGAAGCGCGAUGAAGCCAACGCCAGACUACGCCAAAAACACAGCGGCAACCCGUGGCGCGGCGGCAACAUGCCCGUUUUCCAACGAUUUUGA
Molecule: messenger RNA, 693 nt
Organism: Aphanomyces invadans
Lineage: Eukaryota; Oomycota; Saprolegniomycetes; Saprolegniales; Verrucalvaceae
Exons: 2
Coding region: 1-693 (230 amino acids)
Source: RefSeq, a predicted model, not a curated record